Molecule: messenger RNA, 1338 nt
Organism: Clarias gariepinus (North African catfish)
Lineage: Eukaryota; Metazoa; Chordata; Actinopteri; Siluriformes; Clariidae
Gene: abhd14a
Product: abhydrolase domain containing 14A
Exons: 6
Coding region: 170-964 (264 amino acids)
Cellular component (GO): cytoplasm
Source: RefSeq, a predicted model, not a curated record
CUCGAGCGAAUUCUGCGCCGCCGCUGUCAAGAUGUCCGUCCUGAUAAAACACGCCUUUACAGCGCUUCACUCUGACUCGUGCUCUCUGUGCGAUUCUCUGUAGCGAGCCUUCUGUUGACACGGGUCACGUGACCUCCACCUGUCAGAGACCGGACGCCCCAGCGAGACCAUGAGCUUCCUGCGCAACCGUGCGGUGGUGCUCGGCCUGGUGUUGCUCUUCACCGUGCUGCUGUACCUGCUGCUGCCGUCCUCCAUCAGGCAGAGCAACACCGAGCCGUCUCUGGCUGUGCAGAGGACACAGAGGCUCAUCUCGGCUUCUACGUCACCCAUCAACAUCACCGUCCGCACGGGACAGAUCCCCAGCGACCCGCCGCUGUUCUUCAGAGAGGCCCUGCCUGUGGACUCGUCCGGGAGACAGGUCCUACCCAGGCUGCAGGUGGUGCUGCUGCACGGUCAGGCCUUCACCUCCAGGACGUGGGAGGAGCUUGGUACGCUCAGUCUGCUCGCCGCUAACCGUUACCAGGCACUGGCUCUGGACCUGCCAGGUUUUGGGAAAUCUCCAGCUUCGGAGUCGGUGAAGUCGGAGCAGAGUCGUGUGGAUCUCUUGAAGCACUUCCUCGAGGCUCUGGGCGUUCGCGCUCCGGUCCUCAUCACCCCGUCUAUGAGCGGUCACUACGCUCUGCCCUUCCUGCAGCGGUUCAGCCAUCAGCUACGAGCCUUUGUCCCCAUCGCGCCAGUCGCCACCCGAACACUCACGCCACAGCAAUACCACGACAUCCAGACCCCGACUCUGAUUGUCGUCGGAGAGUUAGACACUAACCUGGGCUCUCAGUCUCUGAAGAACCUGCAGCACCUCCCUCAUCACUCGGUGGUGAAGCUGUCGGGAGCGCGACACGCCUGCUACAUGGACAAACCCCGAGAGUUCCACCAGGCGCUGCUGCACUUCCUCAACACACUCGACUAACACAGUUUAAAAGGGAAAAAAAAGACCAGGUCUUUUAAAACUAUUAGACAAAUCAUCUCAACUCUAGUGCCAUAUUAAUUAAAAACAAAACAAAAAGGUGUCCAAAUGCGUCCAAGUGUGUGUGAGUGUGAGAGAGGGACAAACUGUGAAAGGAACCGAAGAGAGGAGUUGAUGAAGAAGAAUAAAAGAGAAGUGGUGUAAAAACACGGCCAAUUUACCUGAAAGGUUUUCAUUUCUUUCCUUCUGAACAUCUGGUGCAGCUUCAGACCUCGAGAGGAACCAGAGACACUAUGUUUGUUUUUGUUGUUGUUUUGUUUUCCUUUGGUAUCAUGCUGCUCCUGUAGACCAUGCCCCUUUUCAGAUUUUUAAAUUUG